AUGGGCAGUGGCGCUAUGAAGCACGCGCUUCAGCCUGCAGGUGAGAAAGCCGCAUCCAGCCCUGCAGCCACGGCUGUGACGGCUGUGACGGAAGCGACGGAGGUGAUGGAGGAGGAGGAAGAUGAGGAGGCCAUCUAUGAGGCGCACCGUGAAGAGCUUCUGGCGAUGCUGCGAAGCGGGGGCCAGGCCAAGCUGCAAGCGCGAACACCAGGCGGCGUGGGCCUUCUGAAUCAGGGCGCCACUUGCUACAUGAACUCCCUCUUGCAGUCCUUGUUCAACAUCCCCGAGUUCCGAUUGGCGGUGUACCAAUUUGAGCAUGACCCACAGCUACACGGAGAUGCUGCUCGCUGCAUCCCCAUGCAGCUCCAGCGGCUCUUCGCCCAGCUGCAGCUCUCCAAAGCCUCGGCGGUGUCCACCAAGGAGCUGACCGCCGCAUGUGGCUUCUCAGGCCGGGAUGCCAUGGAGCAGCACGACGUGCAGGAGCUCUGCCGAGUGCUGUUCGACGCUCUGGAAAAGUCUUCCUCACUGCUCGCGAAGGUCAUCCAAGACCUGUAUGCUGGCCAAAGGACAUACUACAUCAAAUGUCGCGAGGAAGUCGAUGGCAAUGCCUACGAAAGCAAGCGGAGGGAAACAUACCUCGACUUGCAAAUUCCGAUUCAAGACUGCAAAAGCUUACCGGAAGCUUUGCACAAGUUCUUGGAGCCGGAGGUGCUCUCCGGGGACAAUCAGUGGUUUUGCGAGCAGCUGGGGCGGAAGGUGGAUGCUUUGAGUGGCACCACUGUGGAUUCAUUGCCUCAGAUCCUGUGCCUGCACUUGCUGCGCUUCGUGUUCGACAUGCAAACGGCCCGGCGGCGGAAGCUCACAGAGCUCCUGGAGAUUCCGCUGGACCUGGACCUGGGCUUCAUGAAGGGCGGCCAGUACCACUUGUCCGCAGUCUGCCUGCACAGUGGCACAGCCCACGGUGGCCACUACCAUUCCUUCAUCCGAGACCCGAGCGGCGAAUGGAAGGAUGCCAAUGACUCCAGGGUCACCAUCCUCGGGCAGCAGCAGUGUGACAGCCUCUUCUCUGGGGAGAGGCCGGCGCUCCACUCCUCAGACGCCUACUUCUUGCUCUACCGGGCCGAGGGCGCCGGAAGCCCACCGAAAGUGCAGGAUGGCGAGGUGCCGGGCCGCGCGGAGAUUUUCGAGGAGAACCAGCGCCUGCAACAGCUGCAGCGGGUCUACGAGCUUCACCGGCGACUGCUGGAGGUGAAGAUCUUCGUGCCCUGCGCGGCCGAGCUCUUCCUCCGCAGCUACGUCAGCGCGCAGCUGCACGGCCUGGUGGAGCCAGUGGAGGCCCAGGAGAUGUGUGUGAGCAUCAAAACCCUGGACCGGCAGCCUGAGUCCCUUCUGAGAAGGGCGCAGAAGGCUCUCUCCGAAAUGGAUGCUGACUGGGCAAAGGUCCCAUUGGCAAGUGCGAGACUCUACGAGCUGGACCGACGGGGCCUGCCUGGGCGCCCGCUGGAGGAGCUGGAGCAGGUCAAGGAGCUGCUGCUGUGUGAGGGCAGCGACUGGGGCGGCCUGGAGCCCACCUUCCUCUGCCUCUGGGACAACGAGCUGACGGCCCCCAGCACGGCCCCCGGCCGCGUGGCCGCCCUGCGCCUCGCCACGGAGCCCAAGGCGGCCAAGGCGGCGUCGGCUGAACUUGCCAGCGCUCAAGCUGGCUACAACGACCAGGUGAAAGGCCUUGAGGAAACCUACGAGCUCGGACAAGAAGAGAUGCCGGACCUGUUUGCCGACACAGCCCCGACAAGGCCGGUAGGCGGAUCGGCAUCCCCACUUUUGCGGGAUGUGCGGUUGGCAGCGGCUGCCAGAUGGAGCCUGCCAGUGGAUGGCGUUGUCUUGGUGGCCAUGUCUGGGAUGCAGGCGGGCCAUGAGCUGAAGGACGAUGCGGCGACGCUGCUCGAGUGUGGCUGUGCUCCUGGCGACGUGCUAUGCGUAGAGCUGAUGGAGGGCCCAGGAGUGCCUCGGGCGGUGCAACUCUUCGAGGAGAAGCGCAACACUGCACAAGUGUUCUUCAAUCACCCGGACAGGCCGCAGUACACCGAGGAGUUCCCAGCCUUGGCCAUCAGCAAAGACGCGAGCCUUGAGCAGCUCAAGGGCCGCAUCGCGGCGCAGCUGCAGCUGGCGCCUGGGAGUCUGCACCUGGCGCGGUCCCAGCACGCGCCUGCCAUGUUCAAGGACGAGACCCGGAGCUUGCGCCAGGCAGGUCUGGCGGAGGCGGGAAGCGUUUUCGUGGGCCAUGGGGCGCCCUGCGCCCCAGAGGAGGUGCUGCUGAAGGUCGUGCUGUACUGCUACGACAAAGGCAAGCCACUGCAGGUGCGAGAUGCCUUUACCUUCCCAGCGCGCGGGGAUUCCUCGGUGAGGAGCUUGCGGGAGGCCUUGCUCCAGCCUCUCGCCACUUGGGCCAAGUCCCAGGCAGAUUUGGAGGUGGAGAUUCCCUCCACCUGGAAGCGGCUGCGACUCCGCGAUUUCCAGGCAGGCAAAGGCCACGCCAUCCUCCGCGACCUGCGGACUCUGAGGAGCGCGCUGCUGGGACUGUCAGAUGGUCGCCAGGUUGCUGUUCAGGUCAUGGAUCAGGACGAGGAACUCGGCUUGGACGACAUGGUGAUUCUGCUGCGGCCAUGGCGUGUGCAAGAGGCGCGACUUUAUGCUCCCAGCGAGCUGGUCGUCACCAAGAACCAGUCGCUUGCAGAAUUUCAGGACAAGCUCACCGAGCGCUUCAAGGGCUUGCUGAAAGGUGGCGAAGAAGACAAGGAGAAUGCCCUGCCAACAGAGGAUUCGCUGGAGAUCGUUGCAGCACACGCCACUGGCCCGCCUCUGACGGUGAAGCGCUGUGAGACGCUCAAGUGGGCGGACUCCCGGCUGUCCCCUGGCGCCGAACGCGUGGAAAAGCCACUGGCGGACUUCAAGGAGGUCCGUGACGGCGUCACGCUGGUGGUCCGCUCCCGGGCCGCUGAGGCGCCGGCCGCACAGGCGGUGCCAAAGAAGGGCACGGGCAAAGGGCCUGCGACGGCUGCGACAGCUGCAGCGGCGGCAGCCGAAAAGAAGAAGUCGAAGCCCUGGGCCAGUGCACAGGCGUCUGGUCGGGAACGCGGUCUUGUGAUCCAGGUGUCCCAUCCAGAGGCAUGCGCGGAAGACCAGUCUGUGCCGCCAGUGUGA
Messenger RNA from Effrenium voratum, 3201 nucleotides. NCBI's taxonomy places the organism in Eukaryota, Dinophyceae, Suessiales, Symbiodiniaceae. The record is from the annotation of a GenBank genome assembly.